UUGACAACUCAAAAGUGGGAGUGAAUUGGUCCAUUCUCUCUUGAUUCAUCACAGGCACUCCUGACUGGGAGUUUGAGUCCUGUGGAAAUACCAGAAGCAGAGACCAUGGAGAAUAUAUUGGAGUCUGGCACCUAUUGCUUGCUGAAAAACAUCAGAACGGGAAUCUGGAUAGCUGAUAUGCGUCUACUUUGCUGUCCUAUCUGUGACAUCAGCAGUUGUCCAGGAUCCAUGCUAAUGUUGGAGGCAAGGCACAUUGAACUCUUCCUCAACGAGGGAUACCAGGAUGGAACUUGGGAAUAUCAGGUUGUAGGAGCUCAUGAUAUCAAAGAGAAUACAGAAGCAGUUUCCGGAGCCAUUCUUGAUGUCAAACACCUCAAAGAUUCCUCAACCUCAGGUGAUUUUAGCACUUCAUUCUUGCUUAAUCAUCAUUGCUUUCCUGCUCAAAAUGCCCAAGCAUGCAGCCACCCACAGAAAGUUUCCCACUUUCAUACAAACUACUGAGUUUUCUGCUAACUGCAAUGGAAACAUACAGAAUCCAUAGGCCCAUGCCUAACUAAACUAUCGCCCUCAGUGACAGGACCAUCAUAUAUUAGCAAUCUGGAUAGGUUAUUUGCUUGCCGUAUGGAGAUUACAGAAAAUUUUCGUAACUUUGUGGCAGCAGUUUUUGAUGUCAAGUCAUGGGUAGU
Messenger RNA from Syzygium oleosum, 686 nucleotides. Its product is annotated as probable F-box protein At3g61730. Bases 106 to 501 code for a protein of 131 amino acids. The transcript has 3 exons. NCBI's taxonomy places the organism in Eukaryota, Viridiplantae, Streptophyta, Magnoliopsida, Myrtales, Myrtaceae. Gene Ontology annotation, biological process: reproductive system development. The record is from RefSeq and is a predicted model, not a curated record. Gene Ontology annotation, cellular component: nucleus.